This is a messenger RNA of Ylistrum balloti, 891 nucleotides long. RefSeq names its product transforming growth factor-beta-induced protein ig-h3-like. Bases 1 to 891 code for a protein of 296 amino acids. The transcript has 6 exons. The record is from RefSeq and is a predicted model, not a curated record. NCBI's taxonomy places the organism in Eukaryota, Metazoa, Mollusca, Bivalvia, Pectinida, Pectinidae.
AUGCUCCGUGUGUUCUGUCUCACCCUCGCUCUACAUGCGGUGCUUGGCCGUAACCUUGUACAGGUGUUACAGUCGUCGCCCAGCGAGUCUACCCUGGUCAGUUUGGUACAGAAAGCUGGUUUAGCCGAUGCCUUGGGACAAGGAACCUUUACCAUUUUCGCUCCUACAAAUGACGCCUUUGCUAAAUUGCCUGCCGACCUUCUGGCCUCCUUAAGCACGGACGUUAACGCACUCGCAAACGUUUUGAAGUAUCACGUGGUGCCGGCAUCUAUUCAAAAGAAAGAUGCAUCCAACGAGGCUCAACUUGAUACACUGGCCGGUAGCAAAGUUCGUUUGAACAUCUACAGCCAUAAUCAUGAAGUUACUGUUGAAGGAUCAAGAAUAACGCACUUCGAUAUCGCGGCUGACAACGGAUAUAUCCAUGUUAUCGAUACAGUAAUGCUCCCACCAGAGGGCAGCAUCGUCGAUAUCGUUGCUGGUGCCCCGGAAUUAUCUGUUUUGUUAUCGAAUGUCAAAUCAGCAAAUCUGGUAUCUGCUCUACAAGGGGACGGUCUCACUGUCUUCGCGCCAACAAAUGAAGCGUUUGCACGACUUGGAUCAUCAACAUUGCACAGCCUUUCCUCAAAUCCACAACUUCUCAAAGAAAUCCUGGAAUAUCACGUGGUACCACACACCGAGUAUUCAGCCGGUCUCUACAACAGGGAAUAUCUCAGGACACUGGAUUCUCGACACGACGUCAUCAGAAUUGGAGCUACAGGUUCACAUAUCUAUGCCAACACCGCCACAGUUACAACAGCUGAUAUCGCAGCCACAAACGGAGUUGUGCAUAUAAUAGAUCACGUGCUUGUUCCCCAGAGGCACCACGGAUCUUCAAUAUUUGGAAAGAAGUAG